This is a messenger RNA of Echinops telfairi (small Madagascar hedgehog), 2894 nucleotides long. It is a transcript of the gene DHX38, whose product is annotated as DEAH-box helicase 38. The record is from RefSeq and is a predicted model, not a curated record. Gene Ontology annotation, molecular function: RNA binding. NCBI's taxonomy places the organism in Eukaryota, Metazoa, Chordata, Mammalia, Afrosoricida, Tenrecidae. The transcript is spliced from 19 exons. Bases 140 to 2515 code for a protein of 791 amino acids. Gene Ontology annotation, cellular component: intracellular anatomical structure; spliceosomal complex. Gene Ontology annotation, biological process: mRNA splicing, via spliceosome.
GCGGGAAUGGCGGCUUCCACCGUGCGGAUUUCGGGUCUCUGAGGCCGCCCGAGCGCACGGUGGCGGCGCAGGCGUCCCGGAUCCUGGGACCAGCGGGCCCAGAGAGACGGGCUCCGUGCGAGGAACCUCAGAGCCUGUGAUGGAGGACGCCAGCGAGGACGCUUCCAUCCACCGAUUAGAAGGCACUGAUGCGGACUCUCAGGUUGGCGGCCUUAUCUGCAAGACCAAGAGUGCAGCUAGUGAGCAGCAUGUCUUCAAGGCCCCUGCUCCCCGCCCCUCACUGCUGGGCCUGGACUUGCUGGCCACCCUGAAACGGAGGGAGCGAGAGGAGAAGGAUGAUGGAGAGGACAAGAAGAAGUCCAGAAUCUCUUCUUACAAGGACUGGGAAGAGGGCAAGGACGACCAGAGGGAUUCGGAAGAGGAGGACAGUGACCAGUCCGACCGAAGUAGUCGGAAAGACCGACAUUAUCGCUCUGCCCGAGUAGAGACACCAUCCCAUCCUGGUGGUGUGAGCGAAGAGUUCUGGGAACGCAGUCGGCAGAGAGAGCGGGAGCGGCGGGAGCACGGUGUCUACGCCUCAUCCAAAGAGGAGAAGGACCGGAAGAAAGAGAAACCACGGGACCGAGACUACGACCGGAAGAGAGAGAGAGAUGAGCGGGACAGAAGUCGGCACAGCAGCAGAUCGGAGCGAGAUGGAGGCUCCGAGCGCAGCAGCAGACGGAAUGAACCUGAGAGCCCCCGCCAUCGACCCAAAGAUGCUGCCACUCCAUCAAGGUCCACCUGGGAGGAAGAGGACAGUGGCUACGGCAGCUCGAGGCGCUCGCAGUGGGAGUCACCCUCCCCAUCGCCUUCCUGUCGGGACUCUGAGAGGAGCCACCGGCCUUCCACUCGAGAGCGAGAUAGGUCUGUGAGGAGUAAGUACUCUGAUGACACACCUCUGCCAACCCCGUCUUACAAAUUCAACGAGUGGGCCGAUGACAGAAGACACCUGGGGUCCACGCCGCGGCUGUCCAGGGGCCGAGGAAGGCGUGAGGUUGGUGAGGAAGGAAUUUCGUUUGACACAGAAGAGGAGCGGCAGCAGUGGGAGGAUGACCAGAGGCAAGCUGACCGGGACUGGUACAUGAUGGAUGAGGGCUACGAUGAGUUCCACAAUCCCCUGGCCUACUCAUCCGAGGACUACGUGAGGCGGCGGGAACAGCAUCUGCACAAGCAGAAGCAGAAGCGCAUUUCGGCCCAGCGGAGGCAGAUCAAUGAGGACAACGAACGCUGGGAAACUAACCGGAUGCUCACCAGUGGAGUGGUCCAUCGACUGGAGGUAGAUGAAGACUUCGAGGAGGACAAUGCAGCCAAGGUGCAUCUGAUGGUGCAUAACCUGGUGCCUCCCUUCCUGGACGGCCGCAUUGUCUUCACCAAGCAGGUGGGUUAUGCCAUCCGCUUUGAAGACUGCACUUCGGAAAACACCUUGAUCAAGUACAUGACGGAUGGGAUUCUGCUGCGCGAGUCCCUUCGGGAAGCUGACCUUGAUCACUACAGUGCCAUCAUCAUGGACGAGGCCCAUGAGCGCUCCCUUAACACCGAUGUGCUGUUUGGCCUGCUCCGAGAGGUGGUGGCUCGGCGCUCAGACCUGAAGCUCAUCGUCACCUCAGCCACGAUGGACGCAGAAAAGUUUGCCUCCUUUUUCGGGAACGUUCCCAUCUUCCACAUCCCUGGCCGCACCUUCCCUGUGGACAUCCUCUUCAGCAAGACUCCGCAGGAGGAUUAUGUGGAGGCUGCAGUGAAACAGUCCUUGCAAGUACACCUGUCGGGGGCCCCUGGGGACAUCCUCAUCUUCAUGCCCGGCCAGGAGGACAUCGAGGUGACCUCUGACCAGAUUGUGGAACAUCUGGAGGAACUGGAGAACGCGCCUGCCUUGGCCGUGCUUCCCAUCUACUCCCAGCUGCCUUCUGACCUCCAGGCCAAAAUCUUUCAGAAGGCCCCGGAUGGUGUUCGGAAGUGUAUCGUUGCCACCAACAUUGCUGAGACCUCCCUGACAGUUGAUGGCAUCAUGUUUGUUAUUGAUUCUGGUUAUUGCAAAUUAAAGGUCUUCAACCCCCGGAUUGGCAUGGAUGCUCUGCAGAUCUACCCCAUCAGCCAGGCCAAUGCUAACCAGAGGUCGGGACGAGCCGGCAGGACGGGCCCAGGUCAGUGUUUCAGAGAUGAAGCAGGCAUGGAGGAGUACAUGCAGUGUGUGACCGCCGUGGAUGGGGAGUGGCUGGCGGAGCUGGGCCCAAUGUUCUACAGUGUGAAGCAGGCUGGGAAGUCACGGCAGGAGAACCGCCGUCGGGCCAAAGAGGAAGCUUCUGCCAUGGAGGAGGAGAUGGCGCUGGCUGAGGAACAGCUGCGAGCCCGGCGACAGGAACAGGAAAAGCGCAGCCCCCUGGGCAGUGUCAGGUCUACAAAGAUCUACACUCCAGGGCGGAAAGAGCAAGGGGAGCCCAUGACCCCUCGCCGCACCCCAGCCCGCUUUGGGCUCUGAGCUGAGCUGACCCUGGGAGAGGAUGCGACCGGGCACCGCCCUGAGCCUGCAGACAGCCCUCAUCUGCACUUUCAUCAGUGGACAUCUGCGCGUGGUCCUUGGGAAGUUCCUGCGGAGGCCAAGCUCUGCUGCCAGCCAGUCAGAGCAGUUCCUCAGGGCAGGAGCCUGUGAGGGGCUGUGGCUGCCGCUGAGCUGAGCAAGAGGGGACGAGGGAGGCCAGAGCCACCAUCUCCAGUAAACCAUCUCGGGAUGCUUGUGUCUAAGUGACUGGCCUGACCAUUUCUUUUCUAAUCCUUGUGUAAAGCAGCAAAAUAGACCCAGAGGGCACUGUAAUUUGGGUAUCAUUCAGGAUUUGGAGAUAAAUUUAUUGUUUGUAAAA